Molecule: messenger RNA, 873 nt
Organism: Purpureocillium lilacinum
Lineage: Eukaryota; Fungi; Ascomycota; Sordariomycetes; Hypocreales; Ophiocordycipitaceae
Product: inorganic pyrophosphatase
Biological process (GO): phosphate-containing compound metabolic process
Cellular component (GO): cytoplasm; nucleus
Molecular function (GO): inorganic diphosphate phosphatase activity; magnesium ion binding
Source: RefSeq, a predicted model, not a curated record
AUGGCCUCCCCUUACAACCUCCGCAAGGUGGCCGCCGCCAACACGCUCGAGCACCGCGUCUACAUCGAGAAGGAUGGCGUCCCCGUCUCGCCCUUCCACGAUAUCCCCCUCUACGCCAACCAGGAGCAGACCAUCCUGAACAUGGUUGUCGAGAUCCCCCGGUGGACCAAUGCCAAGCUCGAGAUCUCCAAGGAGGAGCUCCUCAACCCCAUCAAGCAGGACAUCAAGAAGGGCAAGCUCCGCUACGUCCGCAACUGCUUCCCCCACAAGGGCUACCUGUGGAACUAUGGUGCCUUCCCUCAGACCUGGGAGGACCCCAACGUCGUCCACCCCGAGACCAAGGCCAAGGGCGACAACGACCCUCUCGACGUCUGCGAGAUCGGUGAGCUCGUUGGCUACACCGGUCAGGUCAAGCAGGUCAAGGUCCUCGGCGUCAUGGCCCUCCUCGACGAGGAGGAGACGGACUGGAAGGUCAUUGUCAUUGACGUGAACGACCCCCUGGCCCCCAAGCUCAACGACAUUGAGGACGUCGAGCGCCACCUGCCCGGCCUCCUGCGCGCCACCAACGAGUGGUUCCGUAUCUACAAGAUCCCCGACGGCAAGCCCGAGAACCAGUUUGCCUUCACCGGCGAGUGCAAGAACAAGAGCUACGCCAUGGAUGUCAUUCGUGAGUGUGGCGAGGCCUGGGAGCGCCUCAUCACCGGCAAGACCCCCGCCGGCGGUGUCUCCAUUGCCAACACCACCGUCUCCCGGUCCCAGGGCCGCCUGGCGCCUGAGCAGCUGCCUGCUCUGCCCCCUAACCAGGACCUUCCCCCGGAGAAGAUUGACAGCUCCAUCGACAAGUGGUUCUUCAUCAGCGGUGCUUCGGCUUAG